AUUGGAAAAGAGUGAGAAACAAAAAAAUGGUAUCCAAUUGAUGCACAUGUAUUUUGUGCAUUCCCUUUGUAAUUCAAUAUAUUGCAAAUGGUUUCAUAUUGCGCAUAUUCCAACAUUUUUGUUGUUAUUAUUUUCAUUUUCAAGACAAUUUAAGAAAUUUUUUUGCGUUUGUUUUUAUAUUUUCUGAAAAUCAGUGUCUAACUAAUAUGGUUACGUGUUAUGUGAUGAUCAUACCAUGAUAUCAUAAUCAUCAUCAUCAUCAUCAUCAUCAUAAUGAUUCUUGAUUGAUCAUCAUCAACAUCAUUCCUUCGAUUUGCCUUGAUAUUACGAAUCAUCAUUUAGUAUAUAUAUAGUUUGGCAAGAGAAAAACUACACAAAUCUAUCAUCAUUAUCAAUAUUAUUAUUAUUAUUACUACUGCUCCUGCUACUUCUGCAUAUAUGUUCCUAUGUGUUGUGUUAUAAAUAUAUUAAUUUUUAAGCGAUAAUUGAUAUUUGAGCUAUAAGAAAAAAAUUUUUUUUUGUGUACAAAGCACAUUUACAUCACUGUUGUUCAACAAACAACAUUCCCGAUUAUUUUUUAUUUUCGAAUAUUAUAAUUAUUCAUGUGUGCUUGUGUGUGUGUAUGUGUAUGUGUAUUGAUUCAUCAAUCGAAUAGUGAAUAAUAAAAAGAUUUAUAUUCAAUCAAUAAGUAUUUUGACAACGAUUUAUAAUCAUAUCUUGACGAUUUUCAAUCAAUCCAUAAUCAUCAUCAUCACGUUUAUUAAGACAAUUUUCAAUUUUUUCCAAUAGAUCAUUUGAAGCAACAAAAAAAAUUGAAAUAAAUAAACAAUUGUGAACAACAUGUCAACCGAAUCGAAAGCUGAUGUUCGUACAGAACAGCCUCAACAACAACAACAACAACAACAACCAAAACAACAGCAACAACAAAGUGGUUCAGCAAUGGAUGUAUUGAAUUUUACAAAUACCAUAUUGGCCAUUUUGAUUGUUUAUGUUUUGUAUAAAUUAUUUGGAACGAAAAAAAAAAAUGAUGAACGUGAACGAUUUCGAUUACCGGAUCCAUUACCUAAACAUGAUAUGACAUUGGAUGAAUUACGACGUUAUGAUGGCACUGCACCGGAUAAACGUGUAUGCAUCGCUAUAUUAGGUCGUGUUUAUGAUUGUACAAAAGGUUAUGAUUAUUAUGGCCCUGGUGGUGCUUAUUCUACAUUUGCCGGUCGUGAUGCAAGUCGUGCAUUGGCUAAAUUUGAUGUGAUGGCCGUCAAAGAUGAAUGGGAUGAUAUUACCGAUUUAGAUCAGAAUGAAUUAUCAUCCGUUAUGGAAUGGAAUGAACAAUUUCAGGAAAAAUAUGAUUAUGUUGGCCGUCUAGUACGAUCCAAAGAGGAGAUAUUAGAACGUGCCGAUUUUGAAGAAGAUUUAGAUGUCCAUAAUGGAGCACAACAACAACAACAGCAGCAGAAAUCAUCAACAAAAACUCAUAAACAACAACAAUCAUCAACAAUAACCGAUGAUGAUGAAAUUGAAGUCAUCAAUAGCAGUGAACAAGAAUCAAAUAAUGGUAAUAUGGGUAUUACAGAAACGAUUGGUAAAAAAGUUUCAUUUUUAGAUGCCAAACACAACGAUGAUGAUGAUGAAAAGAAAUUGUCCGAAUCAUCCGAUGAAAUUGAAGUGAUUGAAUCAGCAGCAGCAGCAGUAGCAGCAACAAUAACAACGACGACUACCAAGCAAUAAUUUUGAAAAAGAACGACGAAAUUAAAAACGUAACAACAACAAAAAUGUCCAGAAGAAUUAACAUAUUUCUUAUCAUUAUCAUUUUACCAUCAUUAAAAAUCAUCAUUUUUGUCUCCAUCAUCAUCAUCUUCAUCAUCAAAUGACACUAUUCAUGAUGAACCGUUUUGAAACAAACAAAAUCAAACCAUAUUCAUUGACAGAUUGCACACAUGCAUUAAAAAACAAAUCAUUUAUACUUCCGGGAGAGAAUAUAUUUUUUCAAACAAUAACUACAGCAACUUUUGGUGAUGGAUGGAUAAUUUUUUUUCUUGGAUAAUUUCAUUGCUUAAAAAUUUUGUUUGUUUUUUUUCCUUUUUUUUCAUUUGCUUCCAAAUCCAAUCCACCAUCAUUCCACAAACACAGAACGAACUUGUCGCUUAUAUACAACAACAAAAACCUAAAUGACAAUUUUGUUGGAAAACAUAAAAAAAACAAAAUUUUUUUUUUUAAUUUUUAUAAUUCAUAAUCAUCAAAUAUAAAUCGCCACAAAUGUAUAAUUUAACCAUUCAUAAUGUCUCCGAAUCACAUUCACACACGCAGCGGACGGACAUCAUUUGAUUGGGCCAAACAUCAUCAUUCUUUUUAUUUGCUAAAAGACUUUUGUUGAAUAAAAAGUUUUUUUCUUCAAA
Dermatophagoides farinae (American house dust mite) is the source of this 2396-nucleotide messenger RNA. Its product is annotated as membrane-associated progesterone receptor component 1-like. The record is from RefSeq and is a predicted model, not a curated record. Lineage: Eukaryota; Metazoa; Arthropoda; Arachnida; Sarcoptiformes; Pyroglyphidae. Gene Ontology annotation, cellular component: membrane; endoplasmic reticulum; endomembrane system.